AUCAGCAUUCAGCGCCUUGGAGCUUCCUGUUCUUCUUUUCCUCUCUUUCUUUCCCAACUCUGGUUAUGGUGUAGAUCAAAGCUACCGGACUGGCAAUGGCUAAAUCACAGAUCGGCUGUUUGGUUCCUCUGAAAUCGACCCUAGACGUGGACACUUCGCUCCCAAACUUGCCGCUCUCCGAAGGCGCGAACUCCGUCGGCCGGGAGACUCUAUCCGUCACCGACAAGAGAAUCAGCCGCAACCACCUCACUCUCAGCGUUUCCCGCGACGGCGCCUCCGCCAAUUUAUCUGUGGACGGGACGAAUCCGGUUGUGGUCAAGUCGGGAGGUAGGAGGGAGAAGCUGAGCCGAGGGCAGAAAGUGUUAAUUAAGAAUGGUGAUGUUAUAGAGUUGAUCCCCGGCCACCAUUUCUAUAAGUAUCUUCCGGCGGCUGGCGAGAAGAGAGCUUAUAAUGGCAGCGGAGACGAGACUAUCUCGAAGAAAAUUAGGCGUUGCGGUGAAGCUCAGAGCUACAAUAUUGAGCUGCGAAGUUGUGAGAAUGGGAAUAGUGAAGAAGCCAUACGCGAUUUUAGGGUUCCUGAGGACAAAUUGCCGCUCACAUUUCGACUCUUGAGGGUGAAAGGGCUGCCUCCAUGGGCAAACACCUCUUCUGUUUCUAUAAGUGAUGUGAUUCAGGGAGAUAUUCAAGUUGCUAUUCUGUCGAAUUACAUGGUGGAUAUGGACUGGUUACUGUCUGCAUGCCCAACACUUUCAAAAGUUCCUAAUGUAUUGGUCAUUCAUGGGGAGGGUGAAGGCACUGUUGAGCAGAUGAAGAGAAGCAAGCCAGCAAACUGGAUUCUGCAUAAGCCACCCCUCCCCAUUUCAUAUGGGACACACCAUUCGAAGGCCAUGCUUCUUGUGUAUCCAAAAGGCGUUAGGAUUAUAGUUCACACGGCAAAUUUAAUUUAUGUUGACUGGAAUAACAAAACUCAAGGUCUGUGGAUGCAAGAUUUUCCCUGGAAGGACGAAAAGAUUGCAAAUAGAGGUUGUGGGUUUGAAAGUGAUCUGGUUGAUUAUCUUAGCGCAUUGAAGUGGCCUGAACUCACGGCUAAUAUACCAUCUCUUGGGAAUUUGAAAAUAAACCCUUGGUUCUUCAAGAAGUUCGAUUAUAGUGAUGCACAGGUUAGAUUAAUAGGUUCUGUACCUGGAUAUCACACUGGGGCUAAUCUUAAGAAGUGGGGGCAUAUGAAGCUGAGAACUGUUCUACAAGAAUGCACAUUUGACAAGGAAUUCCAAAGUUCUCCUCUUGUAUAUCAGUUCUCCUCCCUUGGUUCACUGGACGAGAAAUGGAUGACUGAGCUGGCUACGUCUAUGUCAUCAGGAGUCUCAGAAGAUAAAAAGCCACUUGGUCUUGGUGUUCCUCAAAUAAUAUGGCCUACCGUGGAAGAUGUCAGAUGUUCUUUAGAGGGCUAUGCGGCUGGUAAUGCUGUUCCAAGCCCUCUAAAGAAUGUAGAGAGAGAGUUUCUGAAAAAGUACUGGGCGAGGUGGAAAGCUACACAUACUGGUCGCUGCCGGGCGAUGCCACAUAUCAAGACUUUCGCCCGCUACAGUGGACAGAAACUCGCUUGGUUCUUGCUAACUUCGUCAAAUCUUAGCAAAGCAGCUUGGGGAGCCCUACAGAAAAAUAAUUCUCAGUUGAUGAUCCGUUCUUAUGAGCUCGGUAUUUUAUUUCUUCCAUCUCAAGCAACACGACACGGCCAUGGAUUCUCUUGCACGAGCCACAAGGUUUCGUCGGAGGACAACAACCAUCUCAGAUCAUCAUCGUCAUCCUCUCCUAAGAAAACAGAACUGGUGACUCUAACUUGGCAGGAGACAUCAAACUCAACGUCAUCGCCUUCAGAAGUGAUCCAACUGCCGGUGCCUUACGAGCUCCCUCCUCGACCCUACUCGAAAGAAGACGUGCCUUGGUCGUGGGACAGGAAGUACAGCAAGAAGGAUGUGUACGGUCAAGUUUGGCCUAGGUCUGUACAGCUUUAUGCUUCCCAGGACUAAACUCCUGUCAUGCGUGGCUUUCCUUGUUUGAACUUGUUCCCGCCGGGAAGAAAGCUUGAAUUGAACCAAGCCCGGUGUGGUAAAUGCCAUUUUUUUCUUGCGAAUUGGAAGCCUGCAAUCAAUUGGGCCCCCGGUAGGCCCAUGGUCCCACGUUAACGGGUCACGUAGCUAGGCCAGUUUCCAUGAUCACCACAUGCACAAAAGUGUAGGUAACUGCCUGCGCCAUUCCUCCGGCUGCUAGUACUGCCGCGAGUGAGGGUGGGCAAAGAUCCGGUCACAUUUGGAUCAUCGGAUUGAAUCAAACCAAAUGAACCGAAAAUGAUUUUGGUCGGGUGUUAAUCCUCUUUUAUUUUUUUAUCCAGUUCUAAAUCUAUUCGAUAUGAUUCUGGACCGAAUUAGCCGAUGCCUGCCCCUAACCGCAAAUACUCUUGUACUCCAAUACAGCCGUACAUUGUGU
Linum trigynum is the source of this 2487-nucleotide messenger RNA. The record is from the annotation of a GenBank genome assembly. NCBI's taxonomy places the organism in Eukaryota, Viridiplantae, Streptophyta, Magnoliopsida, Malpighiales, Linaceae.